AUGAAGACUUCAAUCAUCGCCUUUCUCGCUCCUCUCCUAGCUUCCGCAGCGGCAGUACCCAACGCCCUUCAAGACAACUCCGUCGCCACUAAAUCAGACGUCGUAAUCAAAUGCGACAACAAACCCGCACUCGACAACCGCCAUCUUGAAGCAGCGAGAGAGAAGUUCGCACACUCGGCCGAUACAGGCGAGUGGAAGCAAUACAUGCCUUUCUUUGCUUACGGGGAGGACGAGGAGGACGCCCAAGUUUACAUCUGCAACUACCAGCAGCUGGAGCUGGACCUUACGAGAGCGAAGAUCAACCAGUGGAUGACUGAUAUUGAUCAUAAGUGUGGUGUUGCCAAGGGUGGAUGGAUUGAUAACAUAGCGACGGAGGGCAACUUCGGACGCGGGCAGAAGAGGAUGGAGGAUUUCUGCUGAUUUCUUUUCGUGUUUGGGUGCUCUGAUCAAAAGAUUUACGUCUGUGAUGGACUGGGAUCUUGUAGGGGAUCGGGGUUGUACGGGUGGCGUGUGGGACUGUCUGGUAAAAUACUUUGUCUUAUGCGUACAUAG
Molecule: messenger RNA, 552 nt
Organism: Periconia digitata
Lineage: Eukaryota; Fungi; Ascomycota; Dothideomycetes; Pleosporales; Periconiaceae
Source: the annotation of a GenBank genome assembly